AGUUUUUUAAGCAUUUACGAACUUGUAUCGUUCUACAAAAAGGAUAGAGAAAAUUUAAUAACAAGGCUACGUAGGCCGUUGAAAGAAUCUAAGUUGCCAAUAACACCUGGAUACCAUUACCCGCAACAUUUAGAAGUUUCGAAAAAAUCAAUCCGAUUAUUUGGAGAAAUAAUUUCUAGAAGUAAGUUUUGCGUUACUUGUAAAGGAAAUUACGGUCACCAGAUGGUGUUGGUAAAAGCACUUCAACAUUAUCUGGUAAUUGAAAAUGAAGAUGAUUUUCUUGAAGAAGCACGGACGAUGAUGAAAUUGGAUCAUCAAAAUAUUGCGAAACUAUUAGGAGUGUGUUUUAGAACAAGGCCAUAUUACAUAAUUUUAGAAAAUUUCAACUGUGGAACAUUAAAAAAUGCUUUAUCUAACGGCAUCAUUCAGCCUGGUUGGCCAGAAAUGCUUAUCGAUAUAAGCCUUCAAAUAUUAUCCGCGAUGGUUUAUUUAGAGAAACUACAUUAUUUACUACACCGAAAUCUAAAAUCAUCGAACUUCUUAAUAAGUUCCGAAUACUCAAUAAAGUUAUUCGAUUUUGAGAGGGCAAGGCUGGUCGACGACGACUGUUACAGGGCCUCUCCUCAGGAUGAAGUUUCCAUUCGCUGGUCUGCUCCUGAAGUUUUCCUUCAUUCGCUUUACAGUACCAAGUCAGAUGUUUGGUCAGUGGGUGUAGUACUAUGGGAGUUGUUCAGUUUUGGUCAAGUUCCUUACAGUCAGUUGACGGAAAGCGAAGUUGUCGUUUUUAUUUCCGAAAAAGGAAAAUUAGAGAAGCCAGCAGAAUGUGACAUUCAAAUGUUCAGCAUUAUGAAUCAGUGCUGGAGGUACAAGCCCGAUAUGAGACCUACUUUUCAGUCGUUAGAAGAGAAGUUGAAGAUGCAAUAU
Helobdella robusta is the source of this 924-nucleotide messenger RNA. RefSeq lists its product as hypothetical. Gene Ontology annotation, biological process: cell differentiation; protein phosphorylation; cell surface receptor protein tyrosine kinase signaling pathway. Gene Ontology annotation, cellular component: extrinsic component of cytoplasmic side of plasma membrane. The record is from RefSeq and is a predicted model, not a curated record. Gene Ontology annotation, molecular function: ATP binding; protein kinase activity; signaling receptor binding. The annotation marks the transcript as partial. NCBI's taxonomy places the organism in Eukaryota, Metazoa, Annelida, Clitellata, Rhynchobdellida, Glossiphoniidae. The transcript has a single exon.